AUGGCGACCCUCGAGCGUCCCUCGCCCGCGAGCGCACCGCCAGCGCAGGUCGCGCAACCCGCCUCCUCGUCGUCCUUCGACCCGGCCGCCGUCCCUCUCGGCCCGACCGCGCUCGCCCGCCUCGUGACGAGCCACGACCAUGACCAGCACAGCCGAGGCGACGGCGACGACCUCGUCCAGCUCGGGCAAGAGCAGCUCUUCAGCGGCGCGAGGACGGGCGGAGCUAGAGACCAGGUCGCGCGCGAGGGCGACGGCGCAGGUGGGAGCGUGGGAGCUCGGCACCGGCCAGCAGAGAGCUCACAGGAGCUGCUCGGCUCUCUCGGCGCCGCCAAGCACGUCUUCCUGUCGGCGCUCAGCAGCCUACUGCACGACCACCUCGGCGCCACCUCGCGCCCCGUCUCGGCGCUCGUCGAGGGCGUCCCGACCGCCUCGACCUCGACCUCGUCCCCACCUCCUCCGAACCCUUUCGCCGAUCCGCCAGCGCCAACCUUCCAGCCUGCCGAUCAGCGCACAGCAGACGAGCAGGGCUCGCCCCUCCCGCCGCAGAACCCACCCGACAUCGUCCUCUCCGCCCUAGUCGGCACGCUUCGCCGCCAAUCCGCAACCUCCCUCGCCACUCCCCUACCGCCCAUGAGCUCCGUCGAGCGCGUCUCGCCCCUCAUCGGCAGCCGUCGAUCCGCGCAGUCAAGCGCGAGCGCCGACGGCGCCCUCCUCGAGGAGCUCCAAGCCCGCAUCGAGGUGACGGCCGGCGAGAUCCUCCCGCCGACCGAGGCCGACCUCGCGCGCACGCUCGCGUCGCUCCUCAUCUGCAUCGAGCGCCUCGCCGUCAUCUCGCGGUUCGACGAGCCGCACGGCCGCACGUCUCGGGCUUCGCGCCCGGCGUCGCCCGUUCAGCCCUCGUCGAACGUCUACGAGGCGCUCGAGCGCGAGGCGGCCGCGCUCAUCCAGUCGGGCAAGGACCAGCCCUCGACGUCGCCCGAGGCGGUCGUCGGCGCCGUCCGCCAGGUCGAGCAGGCCGAGCGCGACCUGCUGUGGGGCCGUGUCGACGACCUGUCCGAGCGGGUCAAGCUCUUGUCGCGGCGGCGAGCCGAGGGCGCCGAGGCGCUCGAGCACGAGCCCCGCUUGCCCGAGAACGAGUACGGCGAGCUGCCGAGCUACUCGCGCCACGGCGACGCGGCGGGCCAGUCGCACCUCCCGCCGGCGUACUACGGCGACGGCGCCGAGCUCGCCGACGACAAGAAGGGCGACGUCGUGUCGGACAUCAAGCCGGCGCCACCUCACUCGCCGUCCCGUCUGGCCCCGUCUGCCGGUACCUCGACCCGCACGACCGCCCGCAUCCGCAAGGUGUCGUCCGCCAACAGCGAGAAGAUGCAGCGCGACCUCGACUCGGUCAGCGAGGCGAUCGAGCGGCUGUACGUCGUCAGCCCGCAACUCGCCAACCAGCGCGUCGAGCCUGACCGCCGCAAGGUGCGCGAGCGGCAGCUCGUCAAGCUUGGCAACGCGAUCGAGCGCCUGAGCCAGGGCCGGCUCGAGGACCAGCGUGCGGUCGCGAUCCCGGCCGAGGAGGAGGCGGAGGAGGACGAGCAGGGCGUCACGGGAGAGGAGAGGAGGAGGGCGCAGACGGUCGAGCGGGAGCAGAGGGCGAUCGACCGCAUGCUCGACCAGAUUGACCGGGCGGCCUCGAGGACGCUCGCCGACCAGCGCGUCGAGCUCAACGGCAAGCGCAAGACGGUCAUCGGCGACCUGCUCGACACCGAGCCCGAGAUCGACGACAAGUACGAGACGCGCCGGCGUACUUACAUCCUCGAGCACACGGGCAAAGGUCGGUUCGACUCGCAGGACGCCAAGCUCCAGACCCGUACCGCCGCCCCGUCCUCCUCUUCGCCGUUCCCUGUCAGCGACGAGCCUGUCACGAUCAACGAGUUCUUCGCCGGCGAGCAGCCUCGUCGCGAUGGCGUCGACGGCGAUGAUUCGUCGCCGCAGCGCAGCCAGUCGCUCCCUGUCGUGCGCAAGAAGUUCUCGAGCCCGUCCCUGUUCCGGGCCAAGCUCGCAGCGGCAGACGAGCCGACGGCGUCAACGGCGUCGACGGUGUCGACGGGCAAGAACGGUUCGUCGCUGCGCUCGGGCCUGUUCAAGAAGCCGGCGGCGCUCGCCAUCGCAGGUCGGCGCGGCUCGUUCGACGCCAACAUCAUGACCGGGCUCGGCGUGUUCGGGACGACCCUGUCGCGCACGUCCUCCACGACUGGAACCGAGAUUCUCGACGUGCCCGCCUUCGACUGGGUCACCGAGGAAUCGCGCAACCUCGGCACGCUCGUCGUCACGUUCUGGCCACGGUCGGCGGCGGCGGGCAAGCGUGCAGCCGACGAGUACGACGUCGUCGCCGUCGAGUCGGACUCGGUCCUCGUCACCUCGGUUCAAGGCGGCCCGGCCUCGCGCCUCUCGCUCCCGUGCCAGGUCGUGCCGCAGAAGGCGACCGUCACGUCGGCGGCCGGCGCUGUCUACGAGAUCAAGCUCGUCACGGCGGGCCUGUCGUCGCCGACCAAGAGCCGCGCCGACCUCGAGGUCCACACGCCGCUCUCGACCGACGAGCUCCGAGCGACAGCUCCCGCCUCGUUCCACUGCGCGAUGUGCGACAUCAAGCUCGUCGACGCGACCCGCAUCACGCGCUACAACGCCCUCCCGAGCGAGCACUGGGCCGAGCUUCUCGACGCGUGGAUGUGCCACCAGGACCAGACGCUCUCGGACGACCUCAUCGCCAAGGGCAAGGGCAUCAAGCCUCGCGACGACGAGGGCCUGGUCGGCACGAGCUACGUCCUCCUGCCGCGAGCGGUGACGAGCAACUGGGCCUCGCCCGAUGUCGAGCCGACCAAGGCCGACAACGGCGACCUCAUCUACCCGGCGCACUGCAGCACGUGCUCGACCCUCAUCGGCGCAAGCGUCUGCCCCGUCGACUCGACCGUCGGCGAGCCGACCGCGCUGCGCCUCCUCAAGUACGCGACCUACCCUGUCUCGUCCUCGAUCGACACGCCGGCGACCCGACACAGCCUCUCGAGCUACGUCACCGCCGAGCUGCUCGAGACGGGCCAAGCCCAUGCGUGCCACCGGUUCGUGCUCGAGGAUGCCGAGACUGAGAAGGCAAGAUUGCUCCUGUGGUUCUUCAACCCGGCAAUCCGCGUCGCCUUCUCGACCACCGCGAGCGCGGCCUCGGCGCUCGAGCCGCCAACCUCGUCCUCCCCGUCCGCCUCGGCAUCUUCCUCGCCCGACGUGGCUCGCCGACGCUCUACGUCGACCUUGAAGACGACGACGAGGUCGCUCAACGCCGUCAAGGUCUUCUACACGGACGUCAAGGGCGAUUCCGAUCCCGCCUGCCUUCCUUUCACGCAGGCCAAGAACGAGCGCGUCGCAUACCCUCGCGCUGUGCUCGAUCGCGUCGACGAGCUGCUGCGGGCCAGCACGCUCGUCUACCCGCCCUCGAAGCGGCGCUUCGGCGACCUCGCCGUUGGAUUUCUCGAGCGCAUCUAG
Molecule: messenger RNA, 3522 nt
Organism: Rhodotorula graminis WP1
Lineage: Eukaryota; Fungi; Basidiomycota; Microbotryomycetes; Sporidiobolales; Sporidiobolaceae
Exons: 8
Coding region: 1-3522 (1173 amino acids)
Biological process (GO): protein polyubiquitination; proteasome-mediated ubiquitin-dependent protein catabolic process; protein autoubiquitination
Cellular component (GO): ubiquitin ligase complex; cytosol; nucleus
Molecular function (GO): cyclin binding; ubiquitin protein ligase activity; ubiquitin conjugating enzyme binding
Source: RefSeq, a predicted model, not a curated record